UCCCAUUGGCCUCACACGAGUUCACUCCCUUCUCCAAAUUUUAGUCAGAAACAAUGAGUCGUCUUUACGCUAAAGGUCGUGUUCUUGGAUUCAAGCGCGCUAAGCGCAACCAGCGCCCCGAUAUUUCGCUCAUCCAGAUCGAGGGUGUGAAGACUGCUGCUGAUACGGAUUUCUAUCUCGGCAAGCGUGUCGCCUUUGUCUACCGUGCCAAGCGCGAGGUCAACGGCUCCAAGAUUCGCUGCAUCUGGGGACGUGUCACUCGUGCCCACGGUGGUUCUGGUGUUGUCAAGGCCCGUUUCCGCCACAACUUGCCUGCCAAGUCCUUUGGUGCCUCCGUUCGCGUCAUGAUGUACCCUUCCAGAGUUUAAGUUUCUCGUAUCUGAAUAAACUCAUGGAGCAUAUAUCGACUCUGACCAUUAAAAAACAAAUUUACUAUAGCCAUCAAUUGACAAAUGGAACUAGAUUGAUCUGAUCUAUUGAAGGAAAAGGAAUUCUUUUAUACUAG
This is a messenger RNA of Lobosporangium transversale, 505 nucleotides long. RefSeq names its product ribosomal protein L35A. Gene Ontology annotation, cellular component: ribosome; cytosolic large ribosomal subunit. The coding region runs from base 54 to 368 and encodes 104 amino acids. The record is from RefSeq and is a predicted model, not a curated record. Gene Ontology annotation, biological process: ribosomal large subunit biogenesis; cytoplasmic translation. Lineage: Eukaryota; Fungi; Mortierellomycota; Mortierellomycetes; Mortierellales; Mortierellaceae. Gene Ontology annotation, molecular function: structural constituent of ribosome. The transcript is spliced from 4 exons.